AAUUAUGUCCUCUCUCCUCCCCUUCCAGUCCUGGGUCGGGUGCUGGAGGUGACAGAUCUCCCUGAGGGCAUCACUCGUACCGAGGCGGACAAACUCUUCACACAGCUCGCCAUGUCCGGCGCCAAGAUCCAGUGGCUCAAGGAUGCUCAGGGGCUGCCUGGAGGGGGUGGGGGGGACAACAGUGGGACUGCUGAGAAUGGCCGCCACUCGGACCUCGCUGCCUUGUACACCAUUGUGGCUGUGUUCCCCAGCCCCCUGGCUGCCCAAAAUGCCUCCCUUCGUCUCAACAACUCCGUGAGUCGCUUCAAACUUCGAAUGGCCAAAAAGAACUAUGACCUGAGGAUCCUGGAGCGAGCCAGCUCCCAAUAAAUGGAGGAGGGGAAGGGACUGUCACAGAAGGAACAGGGGCAGGGUGGAGGGGGUUGAAGGAAUCCUCACAGACCAUGGACAGAGGCAGGAAGUAAGGAGACUGAUGCUAAACUGGAGCCUAAGACAGUGAUGAAGAUGGAAACAGACAGAUGCCCACACUGGCAUUGGACUCUUUCUUGCUCCCCUACCAUGGGUCCCCUCUUUUUCCCUGGUUGACCCCCCUUGCACCCCUCUUCUUCCCAUCCUCUUUUUUUU
Cebus imitator (Panamanian white-faced capuchin) is the source of this 624-nucleotide messenger RNA. Its product is annotated as R3H domain-containing protein 2-like. The record is from RefSeq and is a predicted model, not a curated record. The coding region runs from base 112 to 369 and encodes 85 amino acids. NCBI's taxonomy places the organism in Eukaryota, Metazoa, Chordata, Mammalia, Primates, Cebidae. The transcript has a single exon.